Molecule: messenger RNA, 1317 nt
Organism: Gigantopelta aegis
Lineage: Eukaryota; Metazoa; Mollusca; Gastropoda; Neomphalida; Peltospiridae
Product: neuronal growth regulator 1-like
Exons: 7
Coding region: 35-949 (304 amino acids)
Source: RefSeq, a predicted model, not a curated record
UCUGGAGUAACGGUACUGCUUUAGUUAAUUAAGUAUGCGUCCUGCGCUAUAUGUUGGACUGUAUCUACUCUUUGUUCUUUCAUUUAAGUCAGAGGGAGCUUCUAUUAUCAGUUUGACGUUGAACAAGCAGCCUACAAACCUUACAGUCAACGAAGGGGUUAAUGUCACUCUGAGAUGCGAAGUUGACGGUUAUCCACUCCCUGGCAUCAAACUGUUGACAAACUCAAAAGUUCUGAAUGAAGAGAAAUAUUCUACAGUGGCUGAGUAUACGUUGACUGCGGCUGGAUGUCUGGAUACUGGGCAGUACACGUGCAACGCAAAUAAUAGCAUCUCGUCAUGUGACAAAACUGUGGUGCUCGAUGUCAUCUGUUCACCACGAUUAGACGGUCGAGUACAGUUCAUCAAGACAUAUUCUGCGGCGGUAAAUAGUACAGUUACUAUGGAAAUGUCGGUGAUUGCCAAUCCAAAAGUACGUUCAUUCAAGUGGUAUAAACUAACAGAUGGCAAACAUAAGAUAUUUCAAGCUAGGAGUUCCGUACAUGCUGCAUCAGACGUGUCAUAUGAAGGAAAGCUCACCUUAAUUGGAAUCCAGAAGGAAGACUUUGGAAUCUACCAGGUCGUUGUCUCUAACAGUGUAACAAGGGAUCUAGUAGAGAACAUAACACUUACACAGGAAAGAGGAGGAAUAACCCAAGAUACGCCCACUGACAAAAACCAAGAGACCGAAACGGAAGAUAGUCAUGUGACAACUAUUGUAGCUGUUGUGAUCGGAGUAGUUAUUUUACUGUCGCUGUUUAUUGGGGGCGCAAUCGUUUACUACAAGAAGAAACGAGAGAAAAAUGAGGCAUUGAUCACACUCGAUGAAAGGCAUCCAGGCAAACAAACCCAAACACAUCACUGUUCUGUUUUCGACGAUGAGACAGUGCUAAAUGGAGUAUAUAAACAGUGACGAAUAAAUAUAAUAGUUUUGAAAUACAUCCUGGAGACUGUAGCGACUGGAAAACCGUUGAAAGAUGUUCAGUACACUUGUGGACUUUCCAGCAUACCUCACUAAAGGUGUCGAGUAUUCCAGUCUAGUUAAUACAACAAUUCUGUAUACUGUUUGUCUGAAAUUACUAUUGCCUUGAAUACGUCUUGUAAUGUCUUCCUCAGCUCUAUAGGUAUCUCAACAAAUCUAUAUUGCUUAGCUAUAUGUGUUGUUUUGUGUUGUUGGCUUCUUGUGGGGUUUUGUGUGGGGGGUUUUUGUCGUUUUUAUUGUAGGUUUUUUUGUUUGUUUGUUUUUGUUUUUGUUUUGUUGUUGUUUUUGUUUUGAUUUGG